Messenger RNA from Patiria miniata (bat star), 2251 nucleotides. RefSeq lists its product as uncharacterized. NCBI's taxonomy places the organism in Eukaryota, Metazoa, Echinodermata, Asteroidea, Valvatida, Asterinidae. Gene Ontology annotation, molecular function: protein binding; metal ion binding. The coding region runs from base 205 to 1608 and encodes 467 amino acids. The record is from RefSeq and is a predicted model, not a curated record. The transcript has 12 exons.
CUAUGGCGCCGCCCAUUAUGCAUUAAAUGUCAACAGUGGAAACGGGCAUGUUUGACAGUGAGAAACGUUCUUUCAAAGAACUUCUUUGCUAUUUUAAAUACUAUUAUUAGUAUAAGUGAAGCACUUAGCAGUAGUACUGCUAAAUCAGCCCGGGCCACUAGAAGAGUGUUCUGUGUGAGAUGAUCGAAAAAACUCAGAGAAUUUAUGGAAAUGUCAAGAAUAAAACUUGAGGGCAGAGAUGCAUACCCUGCGAAGACUGAGGGGGGAAUUUCCGACGUUUUUAGCGACAAGCCGUUCAUCUUAGCGAAAGCAAGAUGGGUUGGAGAUGAGGAGGUGUCGGUCUGUAUUGGGUGCGACAACAAAUUCAACCAGUUACGGAGAAAGCAUCAUUGUAGGCAAUGUGGACGAGUCUUGUGUGCAAAAUGCUGCAAAGAAAAAGUUCCACUCCCCCACCUGGGCCUAGAAGAGCCAGAGAGAGUCUGUGACUUGUGUCUGCCAAUAUCGGAACUCAUCACCAAAGCCCGCUCCAAAAUCACAGCAUUUCAGAUAGAAGCAGCGAAUGGAAUCUCCAAAGGUGUCCAAGAGCCCGAGACCAUUAUUCAAAUGGUUGAACUGGGCGGCCUUCAGACUUUGAUCUAUCUGACAAGGGUUAACUCAAGUGAUCAGGUCAAAAGGUCAUGUGCCUCUGGUCUACAUACCCUGGCUACACAUCAGCCAUUACUGCCAGUAUUAGCAGAGGCAGGGGCCAUCAAAGCUUUAUGCAGUAUUCUGACCAACGUCUUGGAAUCUCAGGAGAGAUUGAUUGUCGAUGGACUCAGUGCCUUAAUGCUUUUCUGCAAAAAUUCAAGCCUGAAAACCAGAGCAAUCCAUGAUGGUGCUUUACAGCCAGUACUUCAACUGUGUGGUAUGUCGUCAUCAAGUGCUAUUGCCCUGUUGGCUGUUCAAACACUCAACCUCAUAACAGAGGAUGCAAAAAGCCACCAAGCCAUCAUUGAGAGCAACCAUAAUGCACUCGGAAAACUUCUGGCACUCACAGUUUCACCAGAUGAACAGAUGCAAGAGGGUUCAUUGAAGACGCUGGCCAAGCUAUCUAUGGGAACAGAAUGGCAUAGACACAAGAUCAUUCAGGAGGAUUUUACAAGUGGAAAGAUGAUCCUCCGAGCCCUCAAGAACAGACCCAAGAAUAUCCAAGUCUUAUGCAAUGUCUUAUGUCUGGUUGGUAACCUAGCAACUUGUGAGCAAGAUCAGGCAUCCUUGAUGGAAUAUAUGGAUUGUGUGUGCCGCCUUAUGGUAGAGUUCAAAGCAAGGAAUGAAUUGGUGCUCCAUGCAGCAAGGGCCAUAGCCAACUUUGCUAAAUGUCAGCAGAAUGCAUACAGACUCGGUCAACAUACUGCUGACGUUGUUGCAAUCUGCAUGAAGUCUAAUGUGCCUGAAGUUCAUUACCAUGGAUUAAGAGCUGUCUUCUCUCUACUGAAACACUCCACAGCCAUCACCACCAUGGACUUGAUGAAACAGUUGAUUGGCAGGCAAACCCAAUGCCUGACUGCUAUCCGGUUCCUUAGUGUGACGUCACUUCAGUCUAAACCACGCCCACUGACCAUUCAAUAGCAUUGGAACCAUUGGAACUGGAACUUAACACAACUUAAGUGUUUAUCCAAUGGGCGCUAAUAAUCAGUGGUGCGCGCGCGUGUAUACACCAGAUAAUGGCAAGCCCCUUGAAUUGCUUAUUGUAGGUAUUUUCCCAAACUUUAAUAAAUUGUGUUGCUUCCUUUAGACAAGAACUUUGAAUGAGACAUAGUAUUUUGUGCAGUUGUCCUUCCUUCUGGCUUCAAUAGCAAAAAAUAAAUGCUUCUUUACAAGUUGAUUUAUAUGUUCGAUGAUAAAGGGAAUAGUUGGAUUUGCAUUGCAUGAACUGUGCAGAAAGUCUUGAUUCAACUAGUAUUUCUUCUAAAAUCAGUUGAAUCACACAGAAGGUACAUUGGAGUGCAGUGUUUGGUGCAGAAUUUUGACAAGUGAUCAUUAUGAAUAUGAGACAAUGCACUUGUUUAGUGAUUUGUGCUGCACCCUAUUUAAUAAAAAAAAAAAGGCAGUAUAGCUUUUUACAAUUAUCCUUCCUUCUGGCUUCAGUAACAAAAAAAGAACUGCUUCUUUACAAUUUGAUUUACAUGUUUCCAAGACUUGAAUACUUACUAUGUGCAUAUUCAAAUAAGGUUUUACCCUUCACCGACGUAUAAACACUGUAUACUCAGUU